This is a messenger RNA of Homarus americanus (American lobster), 3575 nucleotides long. Its product is annotated as ras-related and estrogen-regulated growth inhibitor-like. Lineage: Eukaryota; Metazoa; Arthropoda; Malacostraca; Decapoda; Nephropidae. The transcript is spliced from 6 exons. The record is from RefSeq and is a predicted model, not a curated record. Gene Ontology annotation, molecular function: GTP binding; GTPase activity. The coding region runs from base 388 to 1332 and encodes 314 amino acids.
GUCGUCCACCUCCUCAACACAUCGUCGUCCACCUCCUCAACACAUCGUCGUCCACCUCCUCAACUCAUCGUCGUCCAGCUCCUCAACACAUCAUCGUCCACCUCCUCAACACAUCGUCGUCCGCCUCCUCAACACAUCGUCCACCUCCUCAACACAUCGUCGUCCACCUCCUCAACUCAUCGUCGUCCGCCUCCUCAAUACAUCGUCGUCCACCUCCUCAACACAUCGUCCACGUCCCAAGCACGUCGUCGCCUCCACCACCUUGGACAUACAAGAUGACAUGAACGACCGAACGUGAGUGAGAGAGACAGAGAGAGAGAGAGUGUGAGUCGGACAGUGGUCGUGGUGGCCAGCAGGAGGAGGAGGUGGUCGUGCUUCCCCCCGAAGAUGUCGUCGCCAAAAUCCCCCAAGUCAGCCCUCAGUAAGAUAGGCCUGGGACGACCCCGGCCCCUGAGGAUCCUGGUGCUAGGUCAGGCAGGCGUCGGCAAGUCAGCGUUGGUGGUGCGGUAUAUCACUCGGCGGUAUAUCGGAGAGUAUGACCCCUGUCUAGAGCGAGUAUACCCACACACGGCAGUCAUCGACACGGAAACCUUGGCCCUAGAGAUACUCGACUCAGCUGGACAGUCACAUGAGACGGACAGUGUGCGACUGGAGGGAAACAUCAGAUGGGCGGACGUGUUCGUGUUGAUGUACUCCGUGACGGAUAAGUGCAGCUUCGACGACUGUAACAGACUCAAGUUCCUCAUUAAUUACAACAAACGCAAGAGACGCAUUCCCAGCCCUACCUCCAAGGACGGGUCGUGGGAGGUGCCAGUGGUGUUGGUGGGGAAUAAGAAGGACCAAGGAGGGGACAGGAUGGUGACCACGGAGGAGGGCUUCAAGCGAAGCAGGGACAUCGGCUGUCAUGCUUUCCAUGAGAUCUCCGUGAGAGAGAGCAUCGAAGAGGUGUCGCGGGUGUUCGGGGACGCCGUCCGCUACUGGCGUGAGGUAGUCAAAACGCCCAAGCUCCGACGAGCUUCUUCCGACCUCCAUGACCUACCUGCCGAUCCCCACAAGGCCCUACACCCACCAGUCAGCGUCCCAGACUCUCCAUCCGAGUCACGGUGGGUGUCGCUGGUGUUGGGGAUCCGAGGCAGGAAGACAUCGGAGGAGGAGAGCCCAGAGACGGAGGUGGACCCCCCAGACCAGCCCUUCAGGAACCGUGCCUCCACCGAUGGACACCUCCACCAGCGACGCCUCUACAAACUCAGGAUGAGCCUCAACCUCCGAGCCUUCAACCUCCAUGAGAGGAGGAUGAGCAUUGCCAUGCGUGGUGCCACCUGUGGGUUCUAAACAUCUCACUGCUAGGGGUUAAAUACAGUACUGUACUGUCUGCUCAGAGUGAAGGAGACAUCUUAGUCUCCACCCUACCUCUUUCUUCUAGCUUUUAAUGUGAAGAAAGAAUGUUUAUAUUGUAAUACAGAGGCCAUACAGUCAAUGUGUUGUUCAUAGAUAUGUACAGUAUGUGAAGAUUAAUAUUAAUUCAACUAAUGGAUGGUCAACUGUCUCAAAUGAUUUAAAGACAAUACAGACAAAAAAAAAAUAGAUAAUACUGUAUUUAUAAAGAAUCCUAUUCACUAAUUCCAUAUAGAACUUACUGAUCUCAUUCCAAUCAGUGUCAGAGGUGAUCUUUCAUAUUCAUACAGCUGAGUACAAUAGUUGUAUUAAAGUAUACUACAGCAAAGUACUGCUUGCCUCUGAUGCUUAAUGCUGCUACUUGAUGUAACUCAGUAAGUCAAGGCCUUAAAGGGGUAGUAACACUUGUCAUUCCUCUUGUCUCUACUCCAAACGUAGAAUUUAAUGUGUAAUGUCCAGCAGCUGCAAUAGAAGCUUGAUAUAGUAUCUUCAAGUAAAUAUAAAUCUUUGUACAUCAAUUACAGGUAUGUAAUUGAUGUACUUGUGAAUGCUAUCUAAAUUUCCUAAUAUCUUCUGUAUCAGUUACUGAAAUGGUAAAAUUUUUCCAUAUUAGGUUAAAAUAAUUUAUUGUGUCUAUUAGGAUGGAAAUAAUAUUGCAGCCUUUAAUUUUUGGAGUUGAUGCACAACUGCAUUUUCCAUUUGCAACUUAUAUGAUUAUAAUUGUUGUUUUGAUGAUCUUCCUGAACCAUGGGGGUUACUUGUCCUCUGGCUGUGUUAAAGCAUCUAUAAAUGUUCCAUUUAACUAAAUUGUAAAUAUUCAAGCAAGAAUAUCCUUUUGUGUUACAACUAAAGGGCUGUGCUGGGGAUAUGAAAUUGACCCACUGACCUAAAAUCAAUUGUCAUCUUCCUUGAGAGAUGACAAGCCUAUGUCUCAUGGUGUCACACAGUAACAAGUAUAACAGAUGAGCCAGACAAAAGCCAAAUACCAUGACACUAUCUACUGCAGCAACAUUACAGUUUUGAUGUGUAACAUAGACAAACUGAACUACACUGUAUAUAGAGACAACACUGGUGUCUUUAGCGUUGUACAUGUACACAUGAUAGCGACCUUAGGAUUUUGCAAAACACAUUAGCCAAAAUUAACACACCCAACUUUGCUUCUCAUAUUUAUGCUGCAUUCACCGGCAGGCUCUGCUGAAUGUGUUGUUGCAGCAUCUCUGAGCCACUUGUAAGCUCCCAGUGAGGAUGUGGUUUUGUCUAUGUACAACUUCCCUCUCUUGCUUUGUUAUAUAGCCAAAGUAUGAUUUCAGAGAACCUGCUUUUAAGAUGCACAGGUAAUCAGAUGUACCUAAACCUUUCCAAACUUAAAACUUGGUCAGGUUGAAACAAUAAUUUGAUUGACAUCACUGACUAGAAAUCCUUGAGCUGGGGAUGUCACUCCACACACUAAUAUAUCUCUAUCACUGGAAAAAUGCGAACAAGAAUUCUAUUGCCUUUAUCGUUGUUGUUGCUUUAUAUUGUUGUUGCAUAAAUAUACUGCAUAUAGAGGACAAAGAUUAACCUUAGUGCAGUGAAACUGGCCUUAAAAUGAAAAUGAAAAUGCAGUACUGUAUUAUGAUAUUCUUCCAGAUAACACAUAUUAAAACUAAAAAGAAGUCGGCACCUACAGUCACAUAAGGCUAACAAAAUGUUCAGAAUUGGUAGAAUAGUAAACUUCUCCCAUGAAUUUUGGGAUAAGAUGUAGAAAAUGGGCACCACUUCAUUUCUUGAUGUUUUGAGAGGGAAAGGAAAUAGCAAUUAAAUUACAAAAAUCCCAUGUUAGCUCACUGUACACUGUACAUACAACAGUGUUUCAUUAGUUUAACAAUUAAAUUUUUUUUUAUAUUAGUCAAUGACACAAACAAUCCAAUCCUACCAUAACCAAUCCAAAUCAGACCACACCUCACAUAACCUAACUCAACCGAACAAAAACCAACAAUGGUUUAUUGCCAUAGCUUCCGACAUGAUGGUCAACAACUAAAUAGAUUUUCAUUCAUAUGGAGAUUUAUAAACAUGAUUUUUGUUACUUGAAAUUUGCUUUUCCUUUGUUUACUAAUGAAGUAGAAACCCAUAAAGAAUUUGAAAUAAAAUGGUUCCCUUUUUCUAUACCUUCACAACAUUCAGUAACACCUACCCCCAUC